AUGAGAAUAGAACUUAAAGUUAUUGAAGGAAGAAAUUUAAAGGGAGCUGACUUCGGAGGACUUUCUAGUGACCCUUAUUGUAAAAUUAUUACAAGACAAUGUACCCAACAAACACAAACUAUUCGUAACACAAGAAAUCCAUCAUGGAAUAAAUCAUUCAUUAUGGAAGUUUUCCCAGGAGAGGAUAUUAGAUUUGAAGUUUAUGAUUAUGAUACCUUUGGAAAGAAUGACUCUCUUGGAUCAACCCAUUACAAAGUUAUGAAUGGUUUCCCAGGUCAAGUUGUUGAUACUUGGUUAGGCCUUUCAAAAAAAGGUGAAAUUCAUAUCCAAAUUAUCUUCCAAACUGGUGCACCAGCCCCUGGUAUGGUUCCACCAAUGCAACCAGGUAUGAUGCCUCCACCUGGUGCUUACCCACCACCAGGAUAUCCACCAAUGCAACCAGGUAUGAUGCCACCUCCCGGAUAUCCACCAAUGCAACCAGGUAUGAUGCCUCCACCUGGUGCUUAUCCACCACCAGGAUAUCCACCAAUGCAACCAGGUAUGAUGCAUCCACCAGGAUUUUAUUAA
Messenger RNA from Entamoeba dispar SAW760, 567 nucleotides. Its product is annotated as Toll-interacting protein, putative. The transcript has a single exon. The record is from RefSeq and is a predicted model, not a curated record. Gene Ontology annotation, molecular function: calcium ion binding. The coding region runs from base 1 to 567 and encodes 188 amino acids. Lineage: Eukaryota; Evosea; Mastigamoebida; Endamoebidae.